AUGCCCGAGAGAGUCGAAUCGCAACCUGAAAACCCCUACUCAGCUCUCAUCACCGACCAGAGCUAUGUCGUUGUCCCUUCCUUCACCCUGGAAUCCGGCGUGACUCUUCACAAUGUCCCCGUGGCGUACACGACGCGCGGCCAAUUGUCCCCCGAGGCCGACAACGCCUUGGUCAUUUGUCAUGCCUUGAGUGGCAGCGCGGAUGUGGCGGACUGGUGGGGCCCCCUGCUGGGAGGUCCCGGACAGGCCUUUGAUACUUCUCGCUUUUUCGUGAUCUGUUUGAACAGCCUGGGCAGUCCCUACGGAAGUGCGAGUGCCGUGACGUACAAGGAUGGAAAACCCGAAAAUGGACUCUACGGGCCGGAGUUCCCUCUCACGACUGUCCGGGACGAUGUAAAGAUUCACAAAAUUGUCCUGGAUUACUUGGGUAUCCGCCAGAUCGCUGCCGUGGUCGGUGGCUCCAUGGGUGGCAUGCUUACUCUUGAGUAUGCCUUCUUUGGCAAAGGCUACGUGCGGGCGAUUGUGCCCAUCGCGACGUCGCCGCGCCACUCGGCAUGGUGCAUUAGCUGGGGUGAGGCUCAGCGACAGAGCAUCUACAGCGACCCGAAGUACGAGGAUGGCUACUAUUCGCUCGAGGAUCCUCCGAUUACCGGCCUGGGUGCCGCCCGGAUGUCGGCCCUUCUCACCUACCGCAGUCGGAACUCGUUCGAGUCCCGGUUCGGCCGAAAUGUGCCGGAUCCUUCUAAGCGCCAGAACAUCAACGGCACCGUGAGACAACCCAGCCCGCCCAACGAGCACUGGGCCAUCCACAACGAUGGACACAAGAGCGGUCGGACCACUCCGAGUGAAUCCAACACGCCGGCGACCGCGGCGCAACCCACCGAGAUCGAAUUCAUGGACCCGCAGUUCUCGGGCACUAAGACUUUCAGCAAGUCCCUGGACACCAACACCGACGCUAAGCGCCAGAGACGUCCGCCGACCUACUUCUCGGCCCAGUCGUACCUUCGGUACCAGGGUGAGAAGUUCGUCAAGCGAUUUGAUGCGAACUGCUACAUUGCGGUGACCCGCAAGCUCGACACGCAUGACGUGUCUCGACACCGGGCCAGUCCUACGUCGGCGGACCCGGUGAAGGAGGCGCUGUCGCAGAUUCAACAGCCAGUCUUGGUCUUGGGAAUUGAAAGUGACGGACUCUUCACCUUUGAGGAACAGCAGCAGAUUGCCGCAGGCAUUCCCGAUUCGCGCCUCAAGCGAAUUGAGAGUCCCGAAGGCCACGACGCAUUCCUUCUCCAGUUUGAGCAGGUCAACCAUUACAUUCUGGAAUUCUUCCGGGAGGUUCUGCCUGACAUCAUGGCCAAGGCUCCGGCCGACGGGGUGCAAGCGGCGGACCGAGUGAACACGCUAACAAAGAGCAGCACAUUCGGCGAGGCUGAGGUGGAAGACAUCACCGCCUGGUAA
Aspergillus melleus is the source of this 1455-nucleotide messenger RNA. RefSeq names its product homoserine O-acetyltransferase (gene met2). NCBI's taxonomy places the organism in Eukaryota, Fungi, Ascomycota, Eurotiomycetes, Eurotiales, Aspergillaceae. Gene Ontology annotation, biological process: L-homoserine metabolic process. The record is from RefSeq and is a predicted model, not a curated record. Bases 1 to 1455 code for a protein of 484 amino acids. Gene Ontology annotation, molecular function: homoserine O-acetyltransferase activity. The transcript has 3 exons.